GCGCGGCAGCAGUAGAUAGGAGCACCGCGCGUGAGCAGCGCCGCCCGCCAUUUUACAUUAUUGGGAAUCAAGCGGAGCUCCGCCGGGGAGUCACUCACCGCCCCCAGAACACCGAAUUAGCCCAGACAGACCCGAAAACAGCCGCUCAACAUCGCCAGAUUUCUGGAGACAUGGCCACAGAACAUAUUAAUGGGAAUGGUACAGAAGAACCAAUGGACACGGCUGCUGCAGUUACCCAUUCUGACCACUUCAACACUUUAUUAGAAGCUGGUUUACCACAAAAAGUUGCUGAAAAGCUAGAUGAAAUUUACCUAGCAGGCCUGGUGGCACACAGUGACCUGGAUGAGAGGGCCAUCGAAGCACUGAAAGAGUUCAAUGAAGAAGGUGCACUGCAAGUUCUCAUCCAAUUCAAAGAGAGCGAUCUAUCCCAUGUGCAAAACAAAAGUGCCUUUCUCUGUGGAGUGAUGAAGACCUACAGGCAGAGAGAGAAACAGGGGACCAAAGUUGUAGAAUCUACUAAAGGACCAGAUGAGGCAAAAAUUAAGAUUUUGCUUGAGAGAACCGGCUACACCCUUGAUGUCACCACAGGUCAGCGCAAGUAUGGUGGCCCGCCGCCAGAGUCCGUCUACACAGGCGCUCAGCCCACCGUGGGGACAGAGAUCUUUGUUGGGAAGAUCCCGAGGGACCUGUUUGAAGACGAACUCGUGCCUCAGUUUGAGAAGGCAGGGCCGAUCUGGGACCUGCGUCUGAUGAUGGAUCCUCUGAGUGGCCUGAACAGGGGCUACGCUUUUCUCACUUUCUGCACUAAAGAGGCUGCACAGGAGGCUGUCAAGCUGUGUAACAAUCAUGAAAUUCGCCCGGGCAAACACAUUGGCGUGUGUAUAUCUGUGGCUAACAACAGACUCUUUGUGGGCUCCAUUCCCAAGAGCAAGACAAAAGAGCAGAUUGUCGAGGAGUUCUCCAAAGUCACAGAGGGUCUUACGGACGUGAUCCUUUACCAUCAGCCGGAUGAUAAGAAGAAGAACCGAGGCUUCUGCUUUCUGGAGUACGAGGACCACAAGACUGCAGCGCAGGCUCGCCGUCGGCUGAUGAGCGGGAAGGUGAAGGUGUGGGGCAAUCUGGUCACAGUGGAGUGGGCUGACCCGAUCGAGGAUCCCGACCCAGAGGUCAUGGCAAAGGUCAAAGUGUUGUUUGUCAGGAACCUGGCCAACAGCGUCACUGAGGAAAUACUUGAAAAAGCCUUUGGCCAGUUUGGCAACCUGGAGCGAGUGAAGAAACUGAAAGACUACGCCUUCGUCCACUUCAACGACAGAGACGGAGCGGUGAAGGCGCUGACUGAAAUGAAUGGUAAAGAUCUGGAGGGAGAGCACAUUGAGAUCGUGUUUGCCAAGCCCCCCGAUCAGAAGCGCAAGGAGAGGAAGGCGCAGCGUCAAGCAGCGAAGACACAAAUGUAUGACGAUUACUACUACUAUGGGCCUCCUCAAAUGCCGCCUCCUGCCAGGGGCCGUGGCAGGGGUGCCAGCCGUGGCGGUUACUCCUACCCGCCAGACUAUUACGGCUAUGAAGAUUACUACGAUUACUAUGGUUACGAUUACCAUAACUACAGGGGUGGCUACGAUGACCCGUACUUCGGCUACGAUGAUUUCCAGGCGCCCGCUCGAGGCCGAGGGGGCCGCGGCAGUGCCAGAGGUGGGACAUCCCCUGCGCGUGGCAGAGGGGCCAGCGCUCCACGGGGCAGGGCAGGCUUCCCGCAGCGCGGAGGUGCCGGGGCCGGGCCGGGAGCCAGCAGGGGAAUGCGCGGAGGAGCCAGAGGCGGUGUUCUGCCGAGAGGGCGCGGGGUACGUGGUGCUCGGGGUGGACGCGGUGGAAAUGUAGGAGGCAAGCGCAAAGCCGAUGGCUACAACCAGCCAGAUUCCAAACGGCGCCAGACCAUUAAUCAGAACUGGGGCUCGCAACCCAUUGCACAGCAACCCUUGCAAGGUGGCGAUCAUUCUGCAGGGCAAGGGGCUGGAGGCUGGUCCUGACAUGUCCCAGUGAAGACUGACUCUAGAUCAGUGGGCUCACGCCGGCCCGGCCGCAGUCUGCGGAUGUGACGGUAAGGUCCGAUCCAUGGCGCAACUCUCCGUUCCUGCCUUACGGAAGCAAAUCCUCUCCCCGUCUGCCUCCGAGAUCAACGCAAUUAGACCCGUUUGGACUCCUCUUCUUCUUCAUGUAUCUUUUUGUAUUUAAUUUUUAUUUGAACAAUUACGUAAGAAUGAACCCUUGUGUCAUGAUGAUGAACCCAAGCAAAACGUAACAAGAGAAAUGCCAUUUUUACAGUUACUUCUGGAGGUGGGAGUAGCCCAAAGGAGUUUUAUCCUUAACGUUACAUGUCUUUUGCACUUUGUAGAUGUUUUGAAGUGGUUUGGAGGAGCUUUUGUUUUGAUGCUGUUGUAUAUUUUAAAGUGCGGCUUAUCAUGAGGACGAUCGUGUUAAGCUUGUGUAUUUGAGUCUUGCGUGUUUUUGUUGUUUUUACCAUCCUCUUCAGUUUGUUGCGACCUGGCGUGAUGUGACCAGGCAUUCCAGGUUUAAAUGGUUCUUUUGGGAACUGUUUUGUUUAUUUUUUUUUUUGGAAAGGGUUGGUUAACUACCUCAUCCUGGAGGCUGAAACUGCCCUAUCUGUACUGUACAUAUGGAGACUUAAUGCAAGCAGGGCUUUUUAUAUUCAACUUAUGCACAAGGGCAACAUCAGAGCCAAUGUACCUAGUGUAUAUAGUCCUUUUGUACAAAGACAAAUGCUGAACAGUCAGACUGGGCAUGUGAAUGACACUCAUGUGAUGAGUCUAAAGAAGCCUGCGCUGCGUUCUCAGCUCACGAUGAGGGUUUAAUCUCAAUCGCUGAGGAAAACGAGCAACUGAGGAGCUUGGGUCCUCACCCCAAAUGAAUAGCAUUUAAUUUCCAGAGCCUCCCUUUGACGGCUGCCUGAUCCGUUUUUGAUUUUCGUGAAACCAACACCAUCCCUUAUUGUGCGCACUAUUGGCUUUUUUUUUUUUAAGGUAAGUUUGAGAUCUUAGCGGUGCUUCCUCGUUCUCCUCUGGCUGAUGGAGAUCAUCGAUUUUUGCGCACUUGAGCUUUGUCUCCAUCCCUGCCGCUGAUCCUGGAUCAGUCUGUGCUCGGGGAUGUAUGAUGUCAAUGAACUGGGCACACCGUAGCUGCCUUUUCCCGCGCAUUUAAUGCCACGGGGUAUUGAGAUAUAUGCAUCGUUUGGGCAUGUUAUCGGUAACUUUGGUUCUCUCUCGUGUGCUCGUACAGGGUUUAUAUACGAUUUUAAAGGGAUUCUGUUGAUGUUCGGUUUCUCUCAUUUUGUUUUUGUUGUUGGCUCUUUAAAGUAUUGACUGGAUUUUGAAUAUGACUGACUUCCAAUUAUUUCUGUAUCACCGUCAGGCCAUUUUUAAUGAAAAAUGGUGUUUUAAAGUACUGCUGCAUAACAAGUGUUUUUUGCAUUCCUGCAAAUAAAUUUUUGUAAAAGGAAA
Messenger RNA from Danio aesculapii, 3512 nucleotides. RefSeq names its product synaptotagmin binding, cytoplasmic RNA interacting protein (gene syncrip). Gene Ontology annotation, cellular component: CRD-mediated mRNA stability complex; ribonucleoprotein complex; nucleus. Gene Ontology annotation, molecular function: mRNA 5'-UTR binding. The coding region runs from base 171 to 2024 and encodes 617 amino acids. The transcript has 12 exons. NCBI's taxonomy places the organism in Eukaryota, Metazoa, Chordata, Actinopteri, Cypriniformes, Danionidae. The record is from RefSeq and is a predicted model, not a curated record. Gene Ontology annotation, biological process: CRD-mediated mRNA stabilization.